Mus caroli (Ryukyu mouse) is the source of this 1903-nucleotide messenger RNA. RefSeq names its product glucose-6-phosphatase catalytic subunit 2 (gene G6pc2). Gene Ontology annotation, molecular function: glucose-6-phosphatase activity. Gene Ontology annotation, cellular component: membrane. The record is from RefSeq and is a predicted model, not a curated record. Gene Ontology annotation, biological process: gluconeogenesis; glucose 6-phosphate metabolic process. Lineage: Eukaryota; Metazoa; Chordata; Mammalia; Rodentia; Muridae.
UAGAGACAGUGGGACACAGGACCCUGCAGCUCCACCUGCUUCAUGCUUAGACCUGCAUCAAGAUGGAUUUCCUUCAUAGGAGCGGAGUGCUUUUUAUUCGUCAUCUGCAGGAGGACUACCGGACUUACUAUGAUUUUCUAAAUUUUAUGUCCAAUGUUGGAGACCCCCGAAAUAUCUUUUCUAUUUACUUCCCACUUUGGUUUCAGUUGAAUCAGACUGUUGGAACGAAGAUGAUAUGGGUAGCGGUCAUAGGGGACUGGUUCAAUCUCAUAUUUAAAUGGAUAUUGUUUGGCCAUCGUCCUUACUGGUGGAUACAAGAAACUGAGAUUUAUCCAAAUCACUCAAGCCCAUGUCUUGAGCAGUUUCCUACUACGUGCGAAACAGGCCCAGGAAGUCCAUCUGGCCACGCAAUGGGUUCAUCGUGCGUCUGGUAUGUCAUGGUAACAGCUGCCCUAAGCUACACCAUCAGCCGGAUGGAGGAGUCCUCUGUCACUCUGCACAGACUGACCUGGUCCUUUCUGUGGAGUGUUUUCUGGUUGAUUCAAAUCAGCGUCUGCAUCUCAAGAGUAUUCAUAGCCACGCAUUUCCCCCAUCAGGUCAUUCUUGGAGUACUUGGUGGGAUGCUAGUAGCCGAGGCCUUUGAACACACUCCAGGAGUCCGCAUGGCCAGCUUGAGCGUGUACCUGAAGACCGACGUCUUCCUCUUCCUGUUUGCCCUCGGCUUUUACCUGCUUCUCCGACUGUUCGGCAUUGACCUGCUGUGGUCUGUGCCCAUCGCCAAAAAGUGGUGUGCCAACUCAGACUGGAUUCACAUUGACAGCACGCCUUUUGCUGGACUCGUGAGAAACCUCGGGGUCCUCUUUGGCUUGGGUUUCGCCAUCAACUCAGAAAUGUUCCUUCGGAGCUGCCAGGGAGAAAAUGGCUCCAAGCCGAGCUUCCGCUUGCUCUGUGCUCUGACCUCAUUGACCACAAUGCAACUUUAUCGCUUCAUCAAGAUCCCGACUCACGCGGAACCUUUAUUUUACCUGUUGUCUUUCUGUAAAAGUGCGUCCAUCCCCCUGACGGUGGUGGCUCUAAUUCCCUACUGUAUACAUAUGUUAAUGAGACCCGGUGAGGAGAAGAAGAUUAAAUAGAGCUGCAGUGCCCCUUGGUCCCAGGAUCACCUACUUCCUGUUUUCCUCAAUAGAGCCACAGCACAGAGACUGGGAGCAUCUCUACAGAGGUCACACCAUGAUGGCCAAAGGUCCUGCUCCACCCACAGACAUGUUUAGUCUGCUUUCCAAGUGGCAUUUAAAAAUAACAGUAUUUAACCAGAAAGUCCAUAUUUUCUUGACAAAACUGACAAUACGGUAACAUAUGAGAGAUGGUAUAGCCCAUGUAAAGACAGUUGACAGGGGCUGGAUGCUUACAUUCCAGUUAGCAGAAAGACUCCUUUUAAUCAUAGUAUUUAGCACUCAACAAAACCCCCAGGAGCUGAUGUUUCUAUCAUCUUAAAGCCUGGCUACUUCGGGCUCCUGUGGACCUCUUAGAAGUGACCAUGGUCAACUUUUACUUCUAGGAGUCAAUUCUUUCAAAAUUCUCAUGUAUCAGAUAAGGAAAUAGAGGUUUGUUCAGAUCAAGUAACUUGACUGCAAUAAUGCCGGGUUGGAACCAGAGUUGGAACACAAGGCUUCUAAUACAUAUCUCUAUAAGAAUGCUUUCUUUCUUUAUUUUUAGGGAGUUUAAAAAAAAAAGAAAAGAGCAAAUGCAUGUAUUUAAAGUCUAUGAUUGCCAUCUAAGACACCCAUGUUUUCAGAAAUGGCAUUGGGAUGCUACAUUCUGCUUGACUUAUGCCCAGAGUACAGUGUCCAGGCUAGCAAUGGCUGUAUAUAUUUCAAUAAACCUUGCUAAAAACAACCCACUG